UUGCGUGUCGGAGAAUCCCGUCCCAGGAUUAUUUUAGAUGGCGACAAAAUGUAAACUGCUACUUUUGGGUUCUCCCAACUACUCUUCUUGGUUUUCUGUACUUUCAAAACCAUUCAUUUUGAUUUUCUUGUUCCAACUACAAUUUUAAAGUACAAAUAGACUGAACAACCGUAAUCCCACACAACAAAUAACAAGAUCACUUCCUCAGCUAAGAAAAUAAGGCAAAAGAGAUUCUGAAUCAUAUGCAGAAGAAUGGAGUAUCAAGCUUUUGGCAGGGCCCAGAGACCAAAAGUUGCUAUUAUAAAGCAGGCAUUGAAGGUGAUGCUAGUUUUGGCUGUUGGUUCCUGGAUGUUAUAUCAGAUCAAGCAAUCAAGAAAUGAUAGAGAGAACUAUAGCGAUGAAACCAACCUUGUUGGAGGACAUGGAGCUAAAUUGUUAGGGCGUAAAGGGAUCCUACCACGCGUAUACGAAAUAGAUUUUCCUGACUCGGGAAAUGUAGACUCUGCAGGAGAAGCUAAAGAGUCAAGUAGUGGCAGCGAUGAUGGAUCAGAAUCAUCUGACGGAGCCAAGGAAGAUAAGGCUGAAGCAGAGCUUGUAAAUAUCAAUGAGAAAUUCAGCACGAGAGAAAGAAAAGAAGUGGAACUUGAACCAAAAACUCUACCUGAGGUGUUAUCUGAAAAUCAAUGCAGAGAUUCAUCCAAAACAACAGUCGGAAAGGUUGGUUUAGAAUCAAGGAGUAGUGAGUCAGGUCACAAAAAGCAUGGCAUUGAGAAAUACCCAAAAAGAUCAAAAGUAAACGAUUCUAAAAGUAAUGGCAUAGAAAAAGAAGUACAACUCAGGAAACAGCUAUAUGAUGAGCAUGUUAGACAGAAUGCCACAUUAGAUUUCUCAGAAAAGGAGAAUGAUGGAGAUGAAGGACCAAAAAUAAGAGAAAAGGAAACCGGGAUACAUAAAAAUGUGGUGGAGGGUGCCACGAAUGCUGAAUUGACAGAGGAAAUAGACGAGGUCCAAAGCUUUCAUGAUGAAAAUGGUGCCCCACCUGAUGUUAAUGAAACUGAGAUAGUGGUAUUUGGUCGGGCACACAUUGUGCAUGAAGAAAAUCUGUCAAAUGUUAGUAAAGGAAGUUGGCUAAGAAAACACAUUUAUGAGGUCACACACGUAGAAGAUAACACCGUUGAAGUGAAUCCGGAAACAUCAAAGAACGAUGCUGAUGAAGAAACUAAUGCAGGAAAUAUUAGUGCUCAUUACGAUACUUCAGGCAUCAAACACAUUUCAGAAAUCGGUGAAGCAGAUAGCUAGUUGGUUUAAUGAGAUUAUGUUUCUCAUCUUUGUAAACCAUAGUUCAUAGAUGCCACUUUUCAUUAGUGAAAAAAAAUAAAAUACAGAGCUGUAAGGGGUGAGUUUCUAGGCUAUAGAGUUUUUUUAAUUCAUGACUAUGUAUGAUGUAAUUAUACAUAGGGAAUUGUAACAUUUUAGAUCACUAGCUGCUGAAUUUGGCCAAGGACCUCGAGGUUUCAUUUAGAUAUGCAGCUUUGUUUUCGUUGGAUUUGAAAAACUGUAUAGGCCAAAAUAACUGUAAUUGUUGUGAAUGAUACAUUUUUGUUUUGCAGCUA
This is a messenger RNA of Vigna angularis (adzuki bean), 1613 nucleotides long. RefSeq lists its product as uncharacterized. NCBI's taxonomy places the organism in Eukaryota, Viridiplantae, Streptophyta, Magnoliopsida, Fabales, Fabaceae. The coding region runs from base 253 to 1299 and encodes 348 amino acids. The record is from RefSeq and is a predicted model, not a curated record. The transcript has 2 exons.